AUGGAAGGCGGAGACACGAGUGCCGCCGUCGCGCCCGCAUUUAAGACGCGGCGCGGAAGUGGUGGCGCCAUUUACGACAAGUAUCUGAACAUUAAGAACAAUACGCUGCCAAACGAGAACGGCGGUGAUCCCGCUAAAAAGAGCACGGAGAUCUCCAACUCGACAGAUGAACAAGAGCUUGAAGCUGGAGAAGUGGUCAGUACUGAAGAGAAUAAUGCUGCAUGUGCCAACGGACCCUCGGGCCUCGGCGUGUCUACCGAUUCUGCUGAUGGCAAGCGAGAGCCCGAGGUGGAGCCGCAGGCACAGCCCCAGCCUCAGCCUCAGCAGGCAUCGUGCGACACGCCGCAGCCCGAGGUGUCUGUCCCUGCUGAUGAAGAUAAUACGUCACUAACGGCUGUUGGCACUUCUUGUGCUUCUGCUCCUGCUUCGCAUGUUGAUGCAUCUAUUGCUUCUGCUUCGAAUCCUGUGGAUGCUCCAACGACUGUUGUUGACGCACCGACUGCUGCUCCGUUGUCGCCUUCCGCUGCUGCGUUCGAACGUGCUCGUGAACCUGCACUAUCGCCCCCUGCAUCGCCAUCGCAUUCUCCACCGAAUGAACAGUAUGCAGCAAUGAGAGUGGGCGGACCCGUUAGGAUGAUCAACAACGGUCGUGAUAUGACGUCGCCAAGAAUGGGACCACCGGGAAGACCUAUGUCGCCGAGGAUGAUGGGAGGCCCGGACGGACCUUCGAGAGGACGCAGCCGAAGUCGCGAUCGUGAUGGGAUGCCAGGUAAUAUGAACGGAGGAAGUCGGCCUCGAUCACCGCCUCGCGGCCCGCCUGGAAAUGGACACUUUGAUGGUCCACCUCACAGAGAUAAUGGACCACCCUUCAAUGGUGGCCGUCCCCACAGCCCUCGUAAUGGUUUCGGCGGAAGACCAGACAGUCCUCGCAAUGGGUUUAAUGGUGGCAGACCGGGCAGUCAUUUUCGAAAUGGAUUUAAUGACGGCAGACCGGGUAGCCCACGCGGUGGGUUUAACGGAAGACCGGGCAGCCCGCCCCGUGGUGGCUUUGACCGUGGCCCAGGCGGUCCUCGUCGAAGCCGCAGUCGCAGCCCGUCCCGCGGACCUUUGCGCAGUCCUCCACGCAACGGCAACGGAUUUGGGCCUGGACCUGGACCUAACGAGCGACCAGGGUCGGCAGGCCCACGAAGUCCUCCACGCGAACCUGGGUCAAGAAGCCCCCCCCGUGGACCAGGUUUAAGAAGCCCACCGCGAGGUGGUUUUGGCGGUCGUGGCCCUGGUGGCCCACCUCCUUUCGACGACAGAGGUAGAGGACCUUCGAGUCCCAUGCGUGGUGGUGGCUUUGGAGGCCCUGGACCCAGUGGUCCCCCCUUUGGCGACCGAGGGCCUGGGCCCAAUGGUCCUCCCAACAUGUUUCCUUCUCGAGGUCGGAGCCGCAGUCCGAACCGUCCACCUCCAAACAUGUUUCCUCCUCGAGGUCGGAGCCGCAGUCCGAACCGUCCACCUCCAAACAUGUUUCCACCUCGAGGUCGGAGCCGUAGUCCGAAUCGUCCACCUCCAAACAUGUUUCCACCUCGAGGUCGGAGCCGCAGUCCGAACCGUCCACCUCCAGGUGACAUGAUGCGCAAGAGAGACCGAAGCUGGGAGCGUGGUGGCCCUCCACCAGACAUGAUGCGACGUCCAUUUAACGGCCCUGGAGGACGCCCCGACAGCCCUCGCAUGAUGGAGCCUCGUCCUUUUGACACUCCAAGCGAAUGGAACUUCGACCUCAAGCGCAGUGGCAAGUUUAAAUGUCACUGCAGCGCUACAUCGCUCUCGGUUGGACUAAACCGUCAAUUGCCGUCAUAUCUGGAUGUGGUGAUGUUGCCACAUUUGAACAAGUCGGCCGAGUUUCUGCUGCUCGAACGGCCUAAUGUAAGAAGAGUUGUGUACGAGCUGAAGCCCCAGUCGAUGGCCGACGCGAGCGGCUACCGGGAAUUCGUGGACUACCUGAUUCAAGGACGCAGUGGUCACGCGCGUGCAGGGGGAGCUGCGGAAAUGGAUUCUCAGGGCUUUAAAGUGUUUAUUCUGCCCCCGGGCCAAGCAGCACGACAGCUUGGCUAUAAGGGAGAUCAUAUGGUCGUCGUUCUGCGCUCUCGGUAA
Molecule: messenger RNA, 2142 nt
Organism: Phytophthora infestans T30-4
Lineage: Eukaryota; Oomycota; Peronosporomycetes; Peronosporales; Peronosporaceae
Exons: 4
Coding region: 1-2142 (713 amino acids)
Source: RefSeq, a predicted model, not a curated record